CUGGUCCGGAGGAUCUAUAAGGGAAUCCCGCUCCAGCUCCGAGGGGAGGUGUGGUGUCUGCUGCUCGACGUUCCCAAAAUCAAAGAGGAGAAGAAAGAUUUCUACGAGAAACUAAAAGCCCGAGCCCGAGGCGUCUCCCCGGACAUCCGUCAGAUCGACCUGGACGUGAACCGCACCUACAGGGACCACAUCAUGUUCAUGCAUCGCUACGAUGUCAAGCAGCAGGCUCUGUUCCACGUCCUCACAGCGUACUCCAUGUACAACACGGAGGUGGGCUACUGUCAGGGCAUGAGUCAGAUCACCGCUCUGCUGCUCAUCUACAUGAACGAAGAGGACGCCUUCUGGGCUCUGGUCAAACUGCUGUCAGGACAGAAGCACGCCAUGCACGGUUUCUUCGUCCCGGGUUUCCCCAAGCUGAUGCGCUUCCAGGAGCAUCACGACCGCAUCCUGAAGAAGACGAUGCCCAAACUGAAGCAACACCUGGACAACCAGGAAGUGUUCACCAGUCUGUACACCAUGAAGUGGUUCUUUCAGUGCUUCCUGGACAGAACUCCGUUCACCCUCACCCUGAGGAUCUGGGACAUCUACAUCUUAGAGGGGGAGAGAGUGCUGCCCUCCAUGUCCUACACCAUCCUCAAACUGCACAAGAAGCACCUGAUGAAGCUGACCAUGGAGGACCUGGUGGAGUUCCUGCAGGCCACUCUGAACAAAGACUUCUUCUACGAGGACGACUUUGUGAUCGAGCAGCUGCAGGCGUCCAUGACGGAGCUCAGGAGGGCCAAGCUGGAGCUUCCUGCAGCAGGUAAAGAUGACGAGUUUCCCAAGAAGCCUCUAGGGCAGCUUCCUCCUGAGGUGGCGGUCGACGGGGCAAUCCACGUCGGCAACGGUCAAAGCCAUGUUGAGCCGGUGGAACCUCCAAGAGACCCCAGUCCCACACCUGAACCCCAACGUGACAGUCGCCCCCCCAGCCGGGCGCGCCGGGACUCGUUUGAGAAACCGAUGCGCCACCACAAGGCUGAGAGACGAGACGUCCGCUCCAGGGGAUCAGGGGAGAUACCGAAUGAGCAUCAAAAGCAGUCCAACUCCACCACACCUGAGAGGGGGGCGACGCCGACCUCAGCGCCCACACCGAUGCCACAGCUCGGCACCGUGGAAAGACGGAGGCAGCAGAGGCACGCCACCGCCAAUCACAACUCCAACGCGGUCUCCAGUUCUCACAGGGAGAUCACGCCGCGCUGGUUCAAACCCUCCGACAUAAAGCUGGAAGCGGCUAAAGCGGCGGCGGCCCGGGAGCAUCGGAGCCGAGGAGCGUCGCCCGCCCCGUCCAGCCCUGAGGACUCUGCGCUACUACACCGGCGACCACACUCAAAGGGCUUUGUCCCCGGUUCCGACCGAGGUUCCAACGCCUCCCAAUAUGACAAUGUACCAGGUCUACCGGAGCAAGAUUUUGAAAUCCUGGAGCUUGAGAGACCUCCGUCCAGAAUGAGGACCCCUCGCAGCGAGACGCCGUUUAGCGCAUCGUCCCUCCAUCCUAGCAGUCCCAACCGAGGACCCAGUCUUGGUGGUAGUGUUGUCUCCAUAGCUUCAGUUCCCAGGAUGCCCAUACAUCCGGUUCCUCAAACAUUUUCCCACAACAGUCCAGUCAGGAUCCAGCCUGGUUACCCUGGCAACCAAAACCAGUACCACACUCCUCCCCAGCAGCACUCCCCAGGAAGACCCACCACCGAGGUCCCGAUCUUACAUCCAGCCUACAGUAUAAGUCUGGACCAAGGAGGGGAGGAUAGACUGUACCCUCCGCCCACCCGGUUUACCCCGCCCUCCAAAGUGGUGUAUGGGGAACGAGCGUAUGCCACCACCCAAAGACCUCCUAACAGAUCGCCAGAGAAGGCUCUGAUGAACAAUUCCUACACCACCUACCGCAGACAGUCGCCAUCUAACUCCGCCCACAACCCCGGGCAUCCUCACCCAGAGCACUACCUGCAGCUGGAAACCCAGGGACGCUCCACCCCCAUCUACCUACAACAGCUCACCUCCGCCACACAGGUCUACGCUCCGGUGGACUACAGGUUUGAGGGGCAGAGGAGAGUCGAUGCAAACCAGCACUUUCACCAAGAAGGCGGGCCUCGGCGGCCUGUAGACGGACUCACAUGGGCGCCAGAGAACGUGCUGCCCCCUCCUUCCCCGGGCGGGAUGCCCCGCUCACCAAGCUUCCAGCGAGCCCAAAUGUCCCCCGUUCAGGAAUUCACAUUUCCCGCCAACCCCGACGGCCUGCUCCACUACAGGACACAGUUCCAGGAGCAGGAGCCCGUCAUAAGGCAACAGCUCCCCCAGCUGUUUGGAGGGUCACACUACAGGCACGCCCAGGAGGCGUUUGCCAUGCAGGAAUCUAUGCUGCUGUGAUUGGAAUAAGCAAGACACUGUAAAGAAAAACAAAACAAACUGAGGAGUAGUCACUGACACUGUAAAGACGAGCAGUACACCGUCUGUUGUUCUUUAAAGUGUGAAGUACUGACUUUCUGACUGUCGAGCUGCAUCAUAACGUUGCAGGACACACCAGCCUCUGAUGUUUUUACCCGAUCACUUAAAAAAAAGAGAAAGAGGAAAAAAUUGACUGAAGACGUAAUUUUAUUUUUUUGGAUGUAAAUCAUUAAAAAGGUGACAGUAUAUAUCUUUUGGAGUCUGAUAUGUACAGUGGAUUGUUUUUGUUAAAGUGUUUAUCAGUAGCAGGGGAACUUUUCUCCUGAGAGAAAUAAAGUCUCGGAUUUAUUUUCCAUCUUUAUUUUUUUAUGUUACCUGCAGAUAUUUACAUUAGAGAUACGUUGACUCUAUAUGCUUGUGAAUGUUAUUUUUCAAAGAGAAUAAAUAAAAAAAUGUCCGACGAUAGAAUUGGAGAGCAGUCACUAUACGUUUUAAAUCACAGGUUUUAAGCGCCUCCACUGUAGAAAAAGCAUUUUUUAAUUUUAGUUUGUUUUAACUUUUGAGAUAAUAUUGCUUUUCUAGUCAACUCAUGUGCAAUUAAUCUCUCGUCCAUGCUUGAAGUUCAGUACGUUGGUAAUGUUUUUGAAACCAGUGUAGUUUUUGAUUAAAUUCCAACUUGAAUAGAGACUCAAGAAAUAGAGCUAAUUUAUGAGGGCUAAUAAUCUGUAUUUCUGAUUUGAUUGGUAACCAUAGGUAACCAUUGUUGUUUUUUAAUUGCACAUGUACGCAGCCAGACAUGGAUGUGAACUAGUUUCAUUUUGCUUUAAUUCAUUAUGUCUUAUUAUUCUCAACACUGUCAUAUCAACUACUGUUCAGCUGCUGGCACUAUCACUGGCAAACACACACAACAGAUUUGUGAGUCACACAUUUCAACAUUUUAUCGAUCACAAACCCUUUAAUGAUUAUUUCUCAUACUCUGGUUUUGGAUCAGAAACAGUAUUGUGUUACUGUUCAUCACAUUCCUAAAGUUAUCUUUUAUUUUUUUUGUUAAACAACUAAUUUCAGACAAUUCUGAUACUUUGCUUAAUAAAAAUGAGGUGGGUUGAAUUUU
Molecule: messenger RNA, 3529 nt
Organism: Labrus bergylta (ballan wrasse)
Lineage: Eukaryota; Metazoa; Chordata; Actinopteri; Labriformes; Labridae
Source: RefSeq, a predicted model, not a curated record